Molecule: messenger RNA, 1272 nt
Organism: Kazachstania africana CBS 2517
Lineage: Eukaryota; Fungi; Ascomycota; Saccharomycetes; Saccharomycetales; Saccharomycetaceae
Gene: AFT1
Product: DNA-binding transcription factor AFT1
Exons: 1
Coding region: 1-1272 (423 amino acids)
Molecular function (GO): DNA-binding transcription factor activity, RNA polymerase II-specific
Source: RefSeq, a predicted model, not a curated record
AUGGAUACGAGGAAACAGAGCAAUCCUAAUGAUGAUGACAACGAAAAGACUCUAAUCAAUCCACAAAAUAUUUCCAUUGCAUUAAAUGACAAACAAAAUAAAUUGAUUCAUUUAGAUCCUGUACCUGAUUUUUCUGAUAAGACAGAAAUUAAACCAUGGUUACAAAAGAUAUUCUAUCCUCAAGGUAUUGAGAUUGUCAUUGAAAGAUCUGAUAACUUUAAAGUAAUUUUCAAAUGCAAGGCUACAAAGAGAGGCAAAAAGCACGGCAACGUUGCUCCACCUUUACCUGAGCCAACCACUGAAGAGGAAGUGAAUACUGGUUCAACAACGACCGUAAAGAAGAAGAAAAGAUCUAUUUCAAGGUUUAAUCGCUGCCCGUUCAGGAUAAGAGCCACAUUUUCAAUUAAGAGAAAGAAAUGGCAAGUAGUCGUUAUGAAUAGCAUGCAUUCUCAUGAAUUGGUCUUCAAUCCUGACUCUGAUGAUUAUAAGAAAUUUAAAAUGGUAUUAAAAGAAAAUAAUGAUGUAGACGCAAUAAAGAAAUUCGAUGAAUUGGAAUAUAGAAGACGUAAUAAUCUACCUAUCCCACAGGCGAUCAUGCCCUGUGAUUGUGGUUUAACCUCCGAAAUAAGAUCAUUUAAUGUUGUCUUACCAAAUAUAAAUCCGAGAAAGGGUAGUAAUAACUAUUCAAGAUCUAAUGGUAAUAAGAUUAAGAAACCAAUUAAAAAAAAUAGUGAUAAACCUUUUGCAUUACAAUUUGAUAGUAGUAGCACUGCUAGUAGUACUCCUACCAAUAAUAAUAUCAGUCACCAUAAUGAUCAUAAUCAAAAUCAGACUCACAAUCACAAUAAUAAUAAUAAUACUAAUAUUAAUAAUGGCAUGGGAUUCCUUGAUGAUCCAUUUGCAUCCACUGAAUUCUCAUCAUUAAAUAACGCGACAACCGCACCAGCAAUUGAUCUAAAUGAAAUUGACUUCACAGAUAUUUUCUCUAAGUCAUUUAGUAACGUUACAGCUACGGAUAUCUAUGCCCCAUCACCGUUAUUAUCAUAUAAUCAUACUGAUGAUACGAAUACGAACGAUGGUGAUAUUUUAUCGAAUACGUACCAUGUUGAUAUUUCGAGUUUGCUAUCAAUUCCAAAUGUCGAUGCUGAUAAUACAACCCCAGAAUUUGAUAAAAUACUUUAUACUAAGAGUGUUACUCCUGAUAAUAACGUUAAUGAACAGGAUAUAAAUAAAGAUGAUUUGCAUUGGAUUAUUAAUUUUGACAACGAAUAA